AUGCAUGUCCCGUUCGCUGUGGAGGGACGCGUGGCGGGAGAGACGGUGAGAAAGUCGAGCACGUGUGCCUCGCCUUUCCUCACUUUCUUGGGGAAGGGAAGAACCGAGGACGUCAUUCAGCUCGUGAACGCCCUCCAGGCUGCCCUCUCUCCGAGACUUCCCUCGAAGCUUCCUCAUAAGGCGACUCUCUUCGCGCUUUACGUCUCUCAUUUCCUCUCCCGAUGGACCAAUCGCUUGUGGGAAUUCGCGGUGCCGCUCUUUCUCCUAGACUCCUCGUACACUGCCACGUCAGCUUCCUCUUCCUCCUCUACAGUCACCUCCGGUAGUAGCGCCGGAUCAGCCUCUUUGCUCCUCGUGGCGCUUUACGGACUUUCCGAGUCGCUCGCGAUGUCUUUAUUCUCCGUCCCCAUAGGAACGUGGGUGGAUCUUUGUCCGCGUUUACCACUAGCUGCCUUCGCUAUCUCCGCUCAAAAUGCCGCUCUGUUUCUCGCCGCGAUUGCCGUCGCCGCUCUCCUCUACCUCGCCGACUUUCUCGCCGCACCCGCCGCCGCAAGUUCCGCUGGGCCUGAUCUUUUCGCAUGGGUGACCGGAGCAGCCGAAACGGGAGCUGACGUGGCGCUGGUGGCGGCGGUUUGCGUGCUGGGCGCUGCGGCUGCUCUCGCCGGAUUGGCGCGCGGGAUCGCGGUGGAACGUGAUUGGGCAGUGGUGAUUGCGGAUUGGGUUUGCGAGCAGGAAGGUGCUGCGAAUUUGAAAAGGGGAUGUGGGCGGCAGGGGGGAUGGGAGGACAGGGGGCAAGACGAAAGGGAGAGAGGAGGGGGAGUAGUGGAGGUGGUGGUGGGAAAUGAGGAGGAUGCGACUAAAAAGCAGGUGCCGUUCGAUAACGGGGAGGCUUGUAGCGAAUCAGCGCGGCGGGAGAGAGAGGAGGGGGGGAGGGACGGGGGGGGAGAGCAUCACUUGCGGACACACGUUGUAGAAGAGAGUGGAGUCAGCGAAGCAGGGGGGGGAGGGGAUGCGGACGCUAAUUGCCGGGACAAGGCAGCGCAGACACAGGAGGUUCUGUCUGUGCAGCAGCAGGGGCAGCAGGAGGGGAGGGAGGGACAGCAGGGACAGCAGAGACAGGAGCAAGAGCAGCAGGGGAGGGAGCAGCGGGAGCGCGUGCGAGCGCGGCUCAACUCCACUCUUCGCACCAUCGACCUGCUCUGCCGCCUGCUCGCCCCGGCCGUCACUGGCGCCCUCAUGGCCGCUGCUGUCUCUGCAUCCACGUCCGCCUCCGCCUCCGCCGCCUCCCCCUCCGCCACUCCCCCUUCCGCUGUUACAUCUCCAGCGUCGCCCGCACGUCACGAGUUACUGCCCGUGUCGCUGCCGCUCGCCAUGGCAGUGUGGGUCCUCGUGGCCGCUGCUGCGGAGCUGCUGCUGCUGGCGCUUGUCCACUCGCAGGUGCCCGCGCUGGGGGAGAGGCGCAAGGAGAGAGCAGGGGAGGGAAUGGUGGAGGACGAAAGGGCUGGUGAGAGGGAGAGAGAAAGUGAGGGAGGGGAGGAGGAAGAGGUGGAAGAAGAGGAGGACGAGGAAGCGGAGGAGGAAGAGGAGGAGGAACAAGGGAGAGGGAGAGGGGUGGGGCGUGGAGGGGAUGAUAAGAAUGGAGCGUUGGAUGUUAAGAGUCGAGUGAAAGCACAAGGGGACAAUGGGAAGGAGCAUGAGGGAGGGGAUGGGCAGAUCCUGGUCCCUUCAGCAGCUAAUCCAACCCCACCUGCUCCUAUCACCCCUUCAGACUCCCCAGCCGCCCCUAUCAUCACCACCACCACUACCACCAGAAGCAGCAGCAGCAGCGAGCCUCCCCUCAUCCCCUCCACCGCCCACAACCCUUCCUUCUUAAACCACCUGCUCUCCUCCCUCCACCACCUCCGCCUCCUCCUCACCUCCUGGCUGACCACCCUUCGAUCCGCCUGGACAGUUUACCUCCGCCAGACCUCCCUCUUCCCCUCCCUCGCCCUUGCCCUUCUGUACCUCACUGUCCUCUCCUUCGGAUCUCUCAUGUGCGCCUAUCUGCACUCCCAAGGCGUCCCUCUUGGUCUCCUAGGCUCGGCAAGCGGAGCCGCGGCUGUCACCGGCGUGCUCGGGGCAACCCUCUUCCCGAGCCUCUGCGCCAGGCUCGGGCCGAGCCGGACCGCCGAGGCUUCCGUGUGGUCGCAGCUGGCGUGCCUCCUGCCGUGUGUCGUCGCGGGAUUGGUUCUCCAAUCGUCAGGGCCGAUACCAGCAGUGCUGCUGAUGGCAGGAGUGGUGCUCUCAAGAGCUCCUCUCUGGGUGUUUGAUCUGUCUGUGCUGCAGAUGGUGCAGGGGGCGGUGGUGGAGGAGGAGAGAGGCGCGGUGGGGGGAGUGCAGGAGUCGUUGCAGCAGGGAAUGCAGCUGGUAGCGCUGGUGCUAGCUGCGGUGAUCAGCAGACCGAGGGAUUUCUGGGUGCUGACGACGGUGUCGGGAGGGGCUGUGAUGCUGGCUGCGGUGCUGGUGAGUGUGGAUCGUAGGCUGAGGGGAAUCUUGAGACGAAUCAGGAGAGGUGGUUGGCAGAGGCAGGCCGAGGGACUCAUGGGAGUUGACGGCAGGGCUGGGAGUGGCGCAGGUGCAGAUGAGGUUUAG
Messenger RNA from Closterium sp. NIES-65, 2631 nucleotides. Lineage: Eukaryota; Viridiplantae; Streptophyta; Zygnematophyceae; Desmidiales; Closteriaceae. The record is from the annotation of a GenBank genome assembly.